GUUGUGGUUGGACUCUUCCAACUAGGCUUGCUGUUAUUAUUGGGGGAAGAUUGCAGCUGAGCUGUGUUGGUAGAACCGUUUUCAUGUACCUAGAUUUACAAAUCAAACAGAAGUGUGGAUUAAGUUUUUGUCAACGGAUAGAUAUUCAAAUGCUUGUUUUAAUUAGUUCACAUCGCCACUGUCAGUUUUCACGUCGAAGAACAUUUUGCACAACACAAGCGUUAGUGAUAUCUUGGCCUGAAACUCGGGGCCUUGGACUCAAGUAAAGUUCGAAGCGGACUCUAAACUUCUGCUUUCUCAAAGACCGCUAUCCGCGGGGCCGGGGCUCUUGUCGCUGGCCCUGUGGAUGAGGAAGUAAAGAUACAGAAUCCACCCAGAUUUUACAGGAGAAAGGAACCCCUUUGAUGGGAGAAUCCUCUAUCCUGGACUCCUGGGUGAAUCAACGUGUCAAAAUGAAUGAACAGGAGGCGCUGAACUCUAUAAUGCAGGACCUGGCCGAACUGCACCGCUCUAGCCGCCCUGCCAUGACCAUAUCUGACCUGGGAAAACCCAAGGCCUCUUCACCCAAAAAUCAGAACGAUGUGCGAGUGAAGUUUGAGUUCAAAGGGGAGAAGAGGAUCUUGCAGUUCUUUCGCCCAGUCAGGCUGGAUGACCUGGGGAACAAAGCCAAAGUGGCCUUCGGACAGGCCAUGGACCUGCAUUACACCAACAAUGAGCUGGUGAUUCCUCUGACCACUCAGGAUGACCUGGACAAGGCCGUGGAGCUGCUGGAUCGCAGCGUCCACAUGAAGAGCCUGAAGAUCCUCCUGGUGCUCCAGGCCUCCUCUCAGACCUCCACGUCCAGCAUGGACCUGCUGCCCCCACACGAAGACCUGGACAACACCCGCUUCAGGGCCACAGACAAUAAAAGCAUGCUGGCUUUGAUAGGGUCCCACUCCGGGGACCGCAGCUCUCCCCCUCCAGGCUACAUUCCUGAUGCCCUCCAGCAGGUGGCCAGAAACGGCUCCUUCACCAGCAUUAACAGCGAGGGAGAGUUCAUUCCAGAAAGCAUGGACCAGAUGCUGGACCCUCUGUCAAUGAGCAGUCCAGAGAACUCUGCAUCGGGGAGUUGUCCCUCACUGGACAGCCCACUGGACAGUGAUAACUAUCCUAAGUCACGUAUGCCCCGGGCACAGAGCUACCCAGACAACCACCAAGUUUACCCAGAGUAUGAUAUCCCAGUGUUUGAGAAGUCGGGGAAAGGGGGCACUUACCCACGGCGAUACCACAUUUCCUUUGGCCUUCAGGACUACAGUGAUGGGCGUAAGACGUUCCCUCGAGCGCGGCGGACCCAGGUCCACGGUUUCCAUUCCCCGGUCAGUUUCAGCCCCACCGAGCAGUCUCCCAGCACCAGCAGUGGCAGCAGCAUAUUCACCCCAGACCUGGAGGAGCCCGGGGGUCGCAGACGCAGGGGCAGCGACAUCGAGCCCAACCCCACCCUCUCCGUUAUGGACAUCAGCCCACCCAGCCGCUCUCCACGUGCCCCUACUAACUGGCGGCUAGGUAAGCUGCUGGGUCAGGGUGCGUUUGGCCGGGUCUUCCUGUGCUACGAUGCAGACACUGGCAGAGAGCUGGCUGUUAAACAGGUCCAGUUUGACCCAGAGAGUCCCGAGACCAGCAAGGAGGUAAGUGCCCUGGAGUGUGAGAUCCAGUUACUGAAGAACUUGUGCCAUGAACGGAUCGUCCAGUACUACGGCUGUCUCCGAGACUCCAACGAGAGAACUCUGUCCAUCUUUAUGGAGUACAUGCCCGGGGGCUCCAUCAAAGACCAGCUGAAGUCGUACGGGGCCUUGACGGAAAACGUGACGCGUCGAUACACCCGUCAGAUCCUGGAGGGAGUGUCCUACCUACACAGCAACAUGAUCGUCCACAGAGACAUCAAAGGGGCCAACAUUCUGCGGGACUCUGUGGGAAACGUGAAGCUGGGGGACUUUGGGGCGAGCAGGCGGCUACAGACCAUCUGUCUGUCAGGAACAGGGAUCAAGUCAGUGACUGGUACUCCCUACUGGAUGAGCCCAGAGGUGAUCAGUGGAGAGGGCUAUGGCAGGAAGGCUGAUAUCUGGAGUGUGGGUUGCACAGUGGUGGAGAUGCUGACCCAGCGGCCCCCCUGGGCCGAGUUCGAGGCCAUGGCGGCCAUCUUUAAGAUCGCCACCCAGCCCACCAACCCCUCGCUGCCCGUCCACGUCUCCGAUCACGGCCGCGACUUCCUUAAGCGCAUCUUCGUGGAGACCAAGCUGAGGCCCUCGGCCGACGACCUUCUGAGGCACUUCUUUGUUCACUAGCCCCUUCCCCCUGACCCCUGAACUGCCAGAGAUGGCCUUAGAUGAUUCGCUGUCCCUGCCUUUGACUCCGCCCUCCCAGCUCCAGACAGAAAGCCCCCAUUGGACCAGAGAGGACUUGGUGGGAGGUAUCCAUCUGGUGAUUGGAUGAGGUGGGUAGAGAUGGGGACUACAACUCCUGCGUCUCUGUUUUUAGGAGACUGGCAAGGAGGAAUUAAUGAAUGAACUCAUUUAGAGAAAGAAAGUUGCACCUUAAUUUCAGAAAUAGGGUAAGUUUCCCAACCAAGAUGACAAAAUAACCUUUUUUUGAAAAUGUUUUUAUGAUUAAUAUCUCCUGCUUUUGAUUGUGGAGUGGGACUCAGUCACGCCGUGCUUAGCUCACUGAGUCAACGUCGGCGUUUCUGAUCUGGACCUUAGUGGAGAUUUGAGGUGACGAUCAUGAUAAUCUGGGCCACGUUUAGUAGGCAAGCGUUGUGGAACGUUGCAGAUAGAAAUGGCAUGACUAGAGCCGAAACGAUUCCUUACUCUACACGUCUUAGAGGCAGGUUUGUUCUACACGCUAUAUCGAUCUGAACAUUGCACAACGUCGUGUCCUGCUGAACGCACCCCUGGCGGUUAGUGUGGUCCUGACUCGACCCAGAAUGUACAGCUGAAAACCCAUAGCACGCUGCUAUCGAAUCCACAACCAGAACACCGGAUGAGAACACUCCUAACCCCCCCCCCCCCCCACCCCCCCACACACACACACACACACACACACUUGUCUUCUUGUUACACUGCUGCCUAUGCUGCUCCCCCCCCCCACUUGCACAUUCACAGUCCAUGUAGAACAUCCAGAACUCAACGGUUCUUCUUACUUAUACUGUAGACAUUUUAUGAUGGAAAAAAAUAAUUUUGUUGCUAGGAUCCCUCGCUUUACUUCAGUCUGUCCUGGACUAUUGUGAGUUGUGUCUGUCUUGUCUGCUGUGUCAGUCACGUCGCCUGUCUGUCAGGGUCUGUUGUCAAAUCCCCUUCCAGUCUUUGUUCUUUGCCGUGUGCCUUUUUAUCCGUGUAGGAACAUGUCUUUGGUUGAAACGUUUUCGCUAAGCAUCAGACAGGUACCAGCCUAUUUACGGUUCGGAUCAUAUCCAAGUGUUUAUAUCAGUGUGGUUCAGCCAGUGGUGCGCCGAAUUGGUCUGCUCUCUCUGACCUGCCUUUUUUCUCUCUGUAUCAGACUGGUGUUAGAUCAGUUUUGGUACUGUUCUCUGCCUUCUCCUCACCAGGGGUCCUAGGUCUCUUACUGACCCCAGAUCAGAUACAAUCGAGACACACCAAAGCAGAAACCUAGAGUGCUCAUCAUAAUGGGUUUGGUGCUUCAGUUCUUAACAGAAAUACAUCGGAGCUCUGUGAUUGGCCGUGUUGUACUGAUGCCAGUUGAUUGCUCAAAGUUUAGGCAGGCCUUAGUUGAUUGGUAAAAUGUACAUUAUGGUGUUUUAAAACAGGAAGAGUGGAGAACCGCUAGCCAAUUAGGAUGCUUGUUACUCAGUUGUAGGCAUACUGUAUGUUAUUAUCAGGUACUACUUUGUGCUGAAGCACUCUCUACGUUAGACAGUUUACACCUUGACUAAGAUACUACUGCACUGAACAGUACUCAGCAAAAAGCUCUGCAAUUAUGCCAAUAUCAAUAUGCGACAGUGCUGGAGAAUACUUAGUUAUACUCCACAGUGUUGGACACCAUCUGGUACCAUUGUGCCCUCUUGCCCUACUAUGCCUUGGGAAAGAAAGUACUGGUAUGUUGUGUCGUGUCUCCUCUCAAACACUCCUUUGGCACAGACACAGACACCCACACACACACACACCAGAGCAGUUUUCAGUAUUCAGUUUCAGUUGGGGAUGGGCUCGAGUCCUCGACUCUAGAUUUGCAUUGGAAAUUUGCAAAUGCAACUAUUUAGCAGGUUCAAAUGGCAUUUCAAACUUUAAGAUGUGUUUUGUUUGGAGUGUGUCAAGUGCACUGAAAAUAUAGCAUAAAAAAUUUAAUUGAAGCAAUCGAUAACAUACUGCAAACUUGUUUUGCCUUCAGCCCUGUUUUGUGCUUGAAUGCCAGUACACAAAAUGAUUUGCAUGAGAGUACUCAGACAUUUUUUUUCAAUGUCCAUCCCUAGUUUCAGUGCUGUACUCAGCCACACCUCAACAUUACUAACAAGUAGACUUAUCUAAAAUCACAGCAGUGCUAACUGUUUUGUGCUGCCAGGUACAGAGAAUGUCAGAUAUAUUUGACCCAUAUUUUCUAGAUGCAGUAGGAUAGGUGUUUUUUAAUUUAAUGAUGGAAGUGGCUGUCUAUUUGACUCCAGGGGGUGUUGUCAUUGCCUGUAAGCUAACCCAUAGGUACUCAAGGUAUGGAAACACAAGCUCUUUUGUGUGAGGGGUUCGGGAAACCUACUGAUCAACUAGCCUGAAAUAUGAUGGAGUAUAUCUCCCAUCGCCUAGGCACUUUCUCCCUUUAACCACAAGUUACUAAAUCCGGUGUUUCUCGCGCGCUGAAGGAAUGCUGGUUAAGAAAAAUAAUGGUUAUUGACUCCACUAUUCUGGACUCUGUUUUCUUUUAGUCUGAGAAGCAAAAUGGCGACCCGUGUGUGUUAUCAUCAGCUAAGCUGGUCCCCAAGAAGUUAGACCCCUUCCUUACCCCCCUGCAUUGCGUUGCCUGUAAAAAUGAAACUGGACAUUUCCAUUGGCACUGGGACUCGCUGAGAUCAACUCUCAACAGAAAUGAUAACGCCAUAUGCACUAUUUAAAACCGGUACAUAAUGUGUUCUCUACCGCUCGCUUCUUCAAGGUUACUCAUUGGAUGAUGGACUUCUACUCUGUUGAGCAUAGUCUGUCUUGUGUUUCUGUUAGCGAUGACCUUUUUUGCACAUUUUUGAGACUAUACAGAUUUUUUACACUGAUUGUAAUACUUUUGCUUCUGUGUGUGUGUGUGUGUGUGUGUGUGUGUGUGUGUGUGUGUGUGUGUGUGUGUGUGUGUGUGUGUGUGUGUGUGUGUGUGCGCGUGUGUGUUGUAUGUGAUUGACUCAGUGUGGUUGUGUUGCACAAGGAUCUUACAGUCAGGAAUGUAAUGUUUCAUUCUCACCACCAGGUGGCCUCAUUCACCAUUGUGGAUUAAAACUCCCCUGUUGAAAUGAGAAGUCAAGUCUAUUCUAACUCUUAACACAGACUGGGUGGCUGUCCUCCAGUUGGUUUAAUUACACCUCCCCACUUAGAGGGACUGUUAGUUAGUGAUGGUAGACGAGGCCUGAAUCCCAAACCAAUCAAUCCCUUGCCCCUGCUCCCUACUUGUGUAGAUCAGAGAGGAUUGGACAGGUGGGUUUGGGAUUCGGGCAAGACUAUUAAAGUAAUAGGAAGUGAACUGAAAUACGGUAUGAUAAGUCACCACAUGGUAUUCCCCUGCUUCUUGAAAACCAACAAGAUACAGACGAACUAUGCCAAUAUGGUACAAUAUGUGCUUUUUAUAAGCCACUGCUGCCACUCCAAGGUGCUGUAAGCACUUCUCUCGUGUGUGUGUGUGUGACUGUGUGCGUGGCUGUGUGUGUACUGCAAUUUGUGCUCAAAGGACACUGGGGGCACCCAAAAUGCCUUGCGCAUUCAGACUGUAAAAAAAAAAAAAGAUAUAAUUGAAGAAGAAAAAAAUAUGUACAAAUGUAUACAUUUGAAAAAUGUACCCCUUUUAAAAAGAAAGAUUACACUUAUAUCCCUCACAUUUGUUUUCUGUGUAUUGUAAAAGAAGCCAUGUUUAUAAUUCUAUUUGGUUUGUGACCAAUAAGCCUGUUUAUAUCAGAACUGUAUAUCAGUGGUAUGCAUAAUUUUUUAAUAUAUAUUUUUAAUUUUUAAAUGGGAGAUUUUAUGCAUGGUUGGAUCCUGAGAGAGGUACAAUGGUGGCAAGAGGCCCAUUGGUUUUAGCCUGAGUGCCAGUCUGUUUGUGCCAGCCAUCAUGCUAAUUCCAUGUCACUCAUUGUUAGGCUUGUCAAAUGACAGCAAUGGAGUAAACAAGAAUAGAUCUGGGACCAGGCUAAGGCCCAUUGGCUCCUCUAAAUUAAUGCUGAAGAGAGGAGACCUCUUGAUGGAAAAAGGGUCAGGAGACUGUCAGUCUGUUGGCACUUUGAUGUGUUAAUAAUUAUGACAAUGAAAAUAAUAAAAUCUAUUUAUUUCA
Salvelinus fontinalis (brook trout) is the source of this 6501-nucleotide messenger RNA. RefSeq names its product mitogen-activated protein kinase kinase kinase 2-like. NCBI's taxonomy places the organism in Eukaryota, Metazoa, Chordata, Actinopteri, Salmoniformes, Salmonidae. Gene Ontology annotation, biological process: protein phosphorylation. The transcript has 15 exons. The record is from RefSeq and is a predicted model, not a curated record. Gene Ontology annotation, molecular function: protein binding; protein kinase activity; ATP binding. The coding region runs from base 405 to 2321 and encodes 638 amino acids.